AAGGAGUCUCCAGUGUCAGCGCUGUGUAACAGUCAGAGGUAAAGCUGGAGCGUUAAGUUUUCCGACAUCUUCAGGACAGAGGAGUUUACGCUUGUUUGCGUUUUUUCGGUACCAUGAAAAGCUGUGGGUUUUUUCUUUUCGUGAUCUUUUACAGCUGCUUAAACAGGAACUAACAACUUUAAAUAUAAAUAAAUUGAUAAAAAGUAUGCUGUGUCAUUUUUUAAUAAAUAAAUCAACUGUAAUUGUUGAAAAUUGUUGCUGUAGAGUAGUAAGAGGAAUAAAAAGCUCAGGGAUGCGCUGUUAUGGGAAAAUAAUCCUCAGCGUGUAACAGGAACUCCUCUUCAUCACACCACUCCGUCACUCAUCCUCUCUCUUUAUAUAUGGCUUUUUAUAUCCAUAUGAUAAACCACGUAAACAUGCAGUAAUGUCUUCUCUGAUGUGGUGAAACGCUAUUUUAAAGGGGCGUGUCCCAAACCGCUACCCUGCUCACUAUAUAGGCCACGUAAACACCACCGCGGCCCAAAGUGGACGCGUCCCAAACCACACAGCUUUCUCAGUAUGUAGGUCACACUGCAUUAUGGGUGUUCUCUACUGUUACAGAUUGUGGUGCAUUGUGGGAGUUCACUGCAUUUUCUUUACUAUGCUUUUGCACAUGGCUACUAAAUAGUGCACUCUUAGAAGUCCACUAUGUUGUGAGUAAAUGUGUGGAUUUGUAAUAGCAUACAGAGUGUUAUUGAUGAGGUUGUGUCCUAAAUGUCAUUUAUAGGCUGCAUUUGCUCCAGCCAGCGAGAAUAAAACCUCGUGAUCGUCUGAAAAUAAAAUAUAAUAAAAUAAAGACAAAUUCUUUUUAAAAUAAUCUCUUAAAAUGGCCAGUGCUGUAGUAAGCACACUACAGUAGACAUGAACGCUGUGAUUUGGGACGGAGAGUGAAGGUUGCGUUUCUCCGGAUGUUGUUUGCUCUCAGGUCAUGCAUUCCUGCUCCAUGUGUAUAUGAAGAACACUCACCGCUUUGUGUGUGUGUGUGUGUGUGUGUGUGUGUGUGCGUGCGUGCGUGUGUGUGUGUGUGCGCACAGUCAAAUAAACCUCCAUUGAUGCAGUGAAGCAGGACUCAGUUACUUAACCAACGUCAUGGAGUUCCUGAGUGUGAGGGGAACAGAUCCUCCAUUUCUCUGACAUCAUCAUUACAUCAUCAUCAUAAUUGUACCACAAUCAAUAGUUUUAAGUAGUUUUAUCAGAGUCUCUAGGUUACCAUGACGAUUAACCCAGCGUUCACACCAGUAGUGACAUGAUACAGUAAAAAGCAGCUUUCAUUUUGAACACGAGCUGCAGAUUUCUGGCGACUGUAGGUGACGCAAAGUGGGCGGGGCAAGCGAUGCAACAACGUCGCGUGACGUUUAACUUUAUGCAAAUGAGCGACAAAGCAAACCAAUAAGAGUGAGUAACGAUGGUGUGUUUCUGUUUUAUCCAUUAACAGUACAUCCUGAAGUGUUUUGUAGUUCCUCUUAUAGCACAGCAAUCUCCCAGUUACAAUUUUUAUUUAUUAAAGAACAACAUGUCAUAAUUUUUAUCCGUUUAUUGUUGCAUUUCAUGUUGUUAGUUCCUGUUCAUGUGUAUGUUAUAGCAGCUGUAAACAGUCUUCAUCUCAGCAGCCUCACCUUUAAGUUAGUAAGAGAAAAACGUAAUGAGAAACCAUAAACUCCUCCUGAAGAUGUCAGAAAACUUAGUUACAGCUUUACGUCUAUCUUUUACAAAGCACUGACACUGGAGACUCCUUCCAUCGAUGUUAAAUAAACCUCUGUUUACGUGGAGCGUCUGGCGUACGAGUCCCUGUGAAUGAGCUGUUGCUAUAGAAACGAUAACGUAUCGGAACGAGUGCAUUAAUAUAAACCUGCACUACUGUCAGAGCUGCUGUUAUAGAAAACUAAUCAACACCUUCUGACCAAUCAGAGACCAGAAUUCAGCAGUGCUUUGACCUGUCUGUUCCCAUGUGAGACACAAAUGACGGAUGCUUUUGUGCUUUUAAGAGAUUCAUUAUACAAAACAGCUCUUAUAUUUCCUCUCUCAUGUGAUGCUGAAGGAAUCUUGUUGCUCUCGGGAAGGCAGUAGAGGAGCCGAGAUCAUCAGAGCUCCUGGGAACAGUCGGAGGAAGAGUCAGAAUUUUUUAAACUCAAACAGAAUAAUAUCAAAAAGAAUAAAGUACGUCAUUCGUGUGGGAUUAAGCGAUCCAGUCAGGUAUACUCAGUGAUAUGGUGAAAGAUGAACCAGGACUUGGAUUAUAUGUUUUAUAAAUAUGCUCGGGUGUGGAUCCCCGACCCUGAGGAGGUGUGGAGGUCAGCAGAGCUCACUAAAGACUACAAACAGGGGGACACAGCACUGUACCUGCAGCUCGAAGAUGGCACGGAUCUGGAGUACAAGUUGGACCCGAAGACUAAAGCCCUGCCUCACCUGCGGAACCCCGACAUCCUGGUGGGAGAAAAUGACCUGACGGCUCUGAGUUACCUUCAUGAACCGGCCGUGUUGCACAACCUGAAAGUACGCUUCAUCGACUCCAAACUCAUCUACACCUACUGCGGUAUUGUGUUGGUGGCCAUUAAUCCGUAUGAAACGUUGCCCAUCUAUGGCACGGACAUCAUUAACGCUUACAGCGGCCAGAACAUGGGAGACAUGGACCCGCACAUAUUCGCCGUGGCUGAGGAGGCCUACAAACAGAUGGCCAGAGACGAGAGGAACCAGUCCAUCAUUGUCAGUGGAGAGUCCGGCGCGGGGAAGACGGUUUCAGCCAAAUACGCGAUGCGAUACUUCGCUACGGUGAGCGGCUCAGCCAGCGAAGCCAACGUCGAGGAGAAAGUUCUCGCCUCCAACCCUAUCAUGGAGGCCAUAGGAAAUGCCAAAACCACCAGGAACGACAACAGCAGCCGCUUUGGGAAGUACAUCGAGAUCGGCUUCGAUAAGCGCUACCACAUCAUCGGCGCUAACAUGAGGACGUAUCUGCUGGAGAAGUCGCGAGUCGUGUUUCAGGCGGAUGAAGAGAGGAAUUAUCACAUCUUCUACCAGCUCUGUGCCUCCUCCCACCUUCCUGAGUUCAAGACCCUGAAACUCAGCAGUGCGAAUGAAUUCCACUACACCAAACAAGGCCGAAACCCGGUCAUUGAUGGAGUGGACGAUGCAAAAGAAAUGUUAACUACCAGGAACGCCUUCACACUGCUGGGCAUUAACGAGUCGUAUCAGAUGGGGCUGUUCCAGGUCCUGGCGGCCAUCUUGCACCUGGGCAAUGUGGAGGUGAAGGACAGAGACGCAGACAGCAGCAACAUACAGCCCAAUAAUGGGCACCUGAGCGUGUUCUGUGAUCUGCUGGGCGUGGCCUAUCAGGACAUGGCUCACUGGCUGUGCCAUAAGAAGCUGAAGACGGCGUCUGAGACGUACAUCAAACCAGUUCCCAAAGUGCAGGCCAUGAACUCCAGAGACGCUCUGGCCAAACACAUCUACGCCAAACUGUUCAACUGGAUCGUCGAGCACGUCAACAAGGCGCUGCACUCGUCCGUCAAACAGCACUCGUUCAUCGGCGUGCUCGACAUCUACGGGUUUGAAACCUUCGAGAUUAACAGUUUUGAGCAGUUCUGUAUCAACUAUGCUAAUGAGAAACUCCAGCAGCAGUUUAACAUGCACGUGUUUAAGCUGGAGCAGGAGGAGUACAUGAAGGAGCAGAUCCCCUGGACGCUGAUCGAUUUCUACGAUAAUCAGCCGUGCAUUAAUCUGAUCGAGGCUAAGAUGGGCGUGCUCGACCUGUUAGACGAGGAGUGCAGGAUGCCGAGGGGUUCGGAUGACUCGUGGGCUCAGAAGCUCUAUAACACUCAUCUGAAGACGUGUGCACUUUUCGAGAAGCCGCGCAUGUCCAAUAAAGCCUUCAUCAUUCAGCACUUUGCAGACAAGGUGGAGUAUCAGUGUGAGGGAUUUUUGGAGAAAAACAAGGACACAGUGAAUGAAGAACAGAUUAAUGUUCUGAAGGCCAGUAAGUUUGACCUGCUGGUGGAGCUCUUCCAGGAUGAGGACAAAGUGACGAGCCCGACAGGAAGUGGUCCUGCCCCUGGGGGGCGCACUCGCCUCAGCGUCAAACCAGACAAGGGCAAACCGGACCAGGCCAGCAAGGAGCACAAGAAGACCGUGGGCCUGCAGUUCCGUAACUCUCUCCAGCUGCUGAUGGAGACACUAAACGCCACGACGCCGCACUACGUCCGCUGCAUCAAACCCAACGACCACAAAUACGCCUUCACGUUUGACCCGAAGCGGGCGGUGCAGCAGCUGAGGGCGUGUGGAGUCCUCGAGACGAUCCGCAUCUCCGCUGCAGGAUUUCCGUCCAGGUGGACCUAUCAGGAGUUCUUCAGCCGUUAUCGUGUGUUGAUGAAGCAGAAAGACGUCCUGGCUGAUAAGAAAAUGACCUGCAGGAAUGUUCUGGAGAAACUGGUGCAGGAUCAGGAUAAGUACCAGUUUGGGAAGACGAAGAUCUUUUUCCGAGCAGGUCAGGUGGCGUAUCUGGAGAAACUCCGGGCGGAUAAACUGCGAGCCGCCUGCAUCCGCAUCCAGAAAACGAUCCGCUGCUGGCUGGAGCGCAAGAAGUACCUGCGCAUGAAACAAGCCGCCAUCGUCAUCCAGAGAUACGUCCGAGGAUACCAGGCCCGAUGCCUGGCGAUGUUUCUGCGCCGCACCCGAGCCGCCAUCGUCAUCCAGAAGUACCAGCGCAUGUACGUACAGAGAACCAGCUACAGGCGCAAACGCAACGCCGCCCUCGCCAUGCAGUGUAUCCUCCGAGCGUACAUGGCCCGACAGCAGUACAAAGCGCUGCUGCGUGAGCACAAAGCCAUCAUCAUCCAGAAGAUGGUGCGCGGCUGGUUGGCGCGUCAGUGGUACAAGCGCUCUCUGGACGCGGUGGUGUACCUGCAGUGCUGCGUGCGGCGCAUGAGGGCCAAGCGCGAGCUCAAGAAGCUGAAGAUCGAAGCGCGGUCCGUCGAGCACUACAAAAAACUCAACAUCGGCAUGGAGAACAAGAUCAUGCAGCUGCAGCGCAGAAUCGACGAGCAGAAUAAGGAGAACCGGAUUCUGGGUGAGCGUCUGAGCGGUUUGGAGACCGCCCACGCCACCGAGAGCGAGCGUCUGCGCAAGGAGCUGACUCGAUUACGCGGCGUGGAGGAGGAGGCGAGGAACAGCGCUAACCGAGUGACUACGCUGCAGGAGGAGCUGGAGAAGCUGCGCAAAGAACUGCAGAGCACGCAGAAGGAGAAGAAGGCCAUCGAGGACUGGGCGCAGACCUACCAGGAUGAGAUGGAGAAGAUGAUUUCAGAGUUAAAGGAACAGAAUGAUCUGUUGAAGAACGAGAAGGACGACCUGAACCGUCUGAUCCAGGAGCAGAGCCAACAAUGGACAGAGAGGAUGCAGAGGGCUCUGAAGGAGGAAACGACUCAGCUGGAGAGCGAUUUAAACGAGGAGAGAUCACGAUAUCAGAACCUCCUCACAGAACACCUGAGACUGGAGGAGAAAUACGACGACCUCAAAGAGGAGAUCUCACUCAGCAUGAACGUACCCAAACCGGGCCACAGGAGAACCGACUCCACACACAGCAGCAACGAGUCCGAAUACACCUACAACUCCGAGUUCGCCGAGGCCGAGGAGGGAGCGCGAGGAGCCGAGGACGUAACCAAAGGUGUAGCGUUGGACAUGGCUCUGUUCCUGAAGCUGCAGAAGCGAGUGACGGAGCUCGAGCAGGAGAAACAGGGCCUGCAGAACGAACUGGACCGAAAAGAGGAGCAGUUUCAGCGGGCUAGGGCCAGGGACGAUGAAGAGCAUAAGAAGGCUCGUGGCGCUGAACUGGAGUAUGAAUCUCUUAAGCGUCAGGAGCUGGAGUCGGAGAAUAAGAAGCUGAGACACAACCUGAGCGAGAUGCGUCAGACUCUGGCGGGGAAAGACGGCUCCACGUCGGCCUACAAGGUCCUGAUGGAGCAGUUAAACUCCUCCAACGAGGAGCUGGAGGUCCGGAAGGAGGAGGUGCUCAUCCUGCGCUCACAACUCGUCAGCCAGAAAGAAGCCAUGCAGCACAAGGAGACCAUGACAGAGCCGCUGCACUAUGUGGAGGAUGUUCACAAGCUUACGGAUGCUAAAGAGAUCUCUCAGGCUUACAUGGGCCUCAAGGAUACCAACAGAUCCCCCAGGUUUCAGCGCAAGCCGUUCGCAGUGAGCGAGUUGGUCAAUAGGCUGAGAUCCCCUCUCCCUGACAUGCGUAAGCUGAAUGAGGAUGGAGAGCUGUGGCUGGUGUAUGAGGGCUUGAAGGAGACCAACAGGCUGUUGGAGUCCCAGCUGCAGGCUCAGCGGCGCUCCCAUGAGGCCGAGCUGGAGGCGCUGCGUGGAGAACUGCACUGUGUGAAGGAGGAGAAUCAGAGACAGCAGCAGCUCCUCACACAGAACCUGCAGCUUCCUCCUGAGGCUCGCAUCGAGGCCAGUCUACAGCACGAGAUCACACGCCUCACCAACGAGAACCUGGACUUUCCACUUGAGAACCCAAAGGUCUACAAAAUCAACAUACUGCGCAGGAUAAUUGACCUCAUGGAACAGCUGGAGAAACAGGACAAGACGGUUCGCAAACUGAAGAAGCAGCUCAAAGUGUUCGCCAAGAAGAUCAACGACCUGGAAGGUGGUCAGGUGGAGAACGUGUCUCCAGGUCAGAUGGCCGACGAGCCGAUCCGUCCGGUCAACAUUCCACGCCGAGAGAAAGACUUCCAGGGAAUGUUGGAGUACAAGAAGGAAGACGAAGUCAAGCUGGUCAAGAACCUCAUUCUGGAAUUAAAGCCCCGCGGCGUGGCAGUGAACCUGAUUCCCGGUUUGCCGGCUUACAUCCUCUUCAUGUGUUUACGACACGCCGACUACAUCAACGACGACCAGAAAGUCCGAGCGCUGCUCACCUCCAUCAUCAACAGCAUCAAGAAGAUCCUCAAAAAGCGAGGUGACGACUUUGAGACCGUAUCGUUCUGGUUGGCGAACACGUGCCGCUUCCUGCACUGUCUGAAACAGUACAGCGGAGACGAGCAAUUUAUGAAGUUUAACAGUCAGAAGCAGAAUGAUCACUGUCUGUCCAACUUUGACCUGGCUGAGUAUCGGCAGGUUCUCAGUGAUCUGGCCAUUCAGAUUUACCAACAGCUCAUCAAGUGUAUGGAGAAUAUCUUGCAGCCCAUGAUCGUCUCCGGGAUGCUAGAGCAUGAGACCAUCCAGGGUGUGUCAGGCGUGAAGCCCACCGGUCUGCGCAAGAGGACGUCCAGCGUAGCUGAUGAGGGAACGUUCACGCUCGACUCCAUCAUCCGCCAGCUCAACUCCUUCCACAGUACCAUGUGUCACCAUGGCAACGACCCCGAGCUCAUUAAGCAGGUCGUUAAGCAGCAGUUCUACAUCAUCGGCGCCGUCACACUCAACAACCUGCUGCUGCGCAAAGAUAUGUGCUCCUGGAGCAAGGGCAUGCAGAUCAGGUACAAUGUGAGCCAGUUGGAGGAGUGGUUGAGGGAGAAGAACCUGAUGGUGUGUGGAGCGAAGGAGACGCUGGAGCCACUGAUUCAGGCAGCGCAGUUACUGCAGGUCAAGAAGAAGACAGAUGAGGACGCUGAGGCCAUCUGCUCCAUGUGUAACUCACUGAGUACUGCUCAGAUCGUGAAGGUGUUGAACCUGUACACACCUGUCAACGCGUUUGAAGAGAGAGUGUCUGUAACAUUCAUACGAACCAUACAGAAUCGCCUGAGGGAUCGUAAGGAGUCACCUCAACUCCUCCUCGACAAGAUUAUCUACCCUGUGACGUUCCCGUAACCAUCCUCCCUCAACUUGGACACCAUUCAGAUCCCUACCAGCCUCAACCUGGGAUUCCUCACUCGCGUCUAAGCCCUGGCAAUCAUUCCUCCUCAGCCAAUCACGUCAGGCACUGAGAUAAAGAGGAAAUGAUGUGUGGACUAAAGCGUCUACAUCCUCACACAAUGAAUACGGUGGAACAGACUUCAUGUAAUGUUACGCACACGCAAGCACACACUCUGAAUCCUCAGUCCUUGCUCAUCCAACACUGGAAAAUUACACAUUUCAAAUGGGAAUGGUCCAUAUCGUAAAGAGCAGGGGGGAGUCUGGGGCGGGUGGGCGGGUUAACAGGUCAAAAUCUGUUCCUCCUAUUGGUUUAAUCACAGUUGAUUCUCUUUGUACAGUCAAAUUGCAUAGAUAUCUAAGAUUAAGUAUGACGCUGGGAUAUUUUAUUUAUUGCUCUAGGCCGUUCUCACUCAUCGCUUCAGCUCUUUUCUUCAGAUAGUGGUUGUUUCCAGAUCUUGGACAAUCCGACCAGGAAGUAAAUAAAACAUAUGUAGUCCUCUAUUUAUGUCCAUAUCAGAUAAAUAAUGUAGAGUAAUUUUUAAAAAGGCGCUACACUCAUGUCUGUGUGAUGUAGAUGUUUAUUUGUUAGUAGGCCGUGUGCCUGUAGUUUUAGCUAGAUAGAUAGUUGUGUCUUGUAUGAUGAUGACGACGAUGAUGAUGACGACGAUGAGCAACCUGCACUGUUUUUUUUUUUUUUUUUGGAAGCGAGAGCCUUCAGUCCUCAGCAUUCCCACAUUCUUCAUUACUCUAGAUCUAAAUAUCGGCUUCAAAAGGUCUAGAAUUUGGGGAAUUUUGUUCCGUUCCACCUCAUUUUACCUUGCGUCCUGAUUUUGCAAAAUGACAGACAUCGAUCAAUUUGAAGAGCGUAUGUUAGAUGUGAUCAGCCAAUCGCACACUUGCUCAUAAGAAAUCCCAGCAGGCCGUUCUUUUCACCCCUGCGGUUUUAACAUCCUGCUAAAUAACGAUGCAACUAUGGCAGGUUUGUGAACGCUGCUAAUUGUCUUUUGUUACAAAAUAUUAUAGUUCGUUAGUUAGAUAGCUAACAUUAUGUUAUCGCUCUAGUAGCAGCAGCCAUAUUGUGUAAUUAAAACCAGCAUUUCAUGCUAAGCAUUGUUAAGACAAAGAAGACUUCUGAUGUCAUGUGAUCAAGAUUGCAAUUGGUUGAUCAGAGUUAACUUAAGCUCCGCCCACAUUAACCCAGGGACAUGUAUCAAAAUGAGGAUGUAUACACUACGGCGGUAACGAUAAACAGGGCAAAUCUCUCCUCUGCUUUGUUUUUCUUUUUUUGAUUUGAACGUUACAGUUUGUUUGGCACAUCUGGUUUCCGUUUUUUAAUUGUAUGAAUUAAAGCAAAUUAAUUUCUUACAGUAUUACAGAAUUUAAACCUGUUCACUACGACAGCAUGGUCCGUUAAACUGUAUUAAUGAAUAAUUAUAGAAAGAAAAUAAUGUAAUAUAGGCAGGGCUUGUUUUGUUUGUUUAUUUGUUGUUGUUUGUUUGUGCCAGAGAGACCAAUGAGCAAGAACCAUAAUCCAAAAUCCAAAAUAGCGCACACACACACACACACACACACACUCUUAACGCUUGCCAUUAAAUGCCUUACUCUGUUCAGCAUUAGUGGGUUUCAUCGCAUCCUUCUCCAACAUCGACCGUCAGUUGAUCACUAAAGUGAAGGUGAAGUUUUUCGUCAUGUUCGUUUCACGAGUGUGAGUUCGCUCUGCUGUUUCGGGACCAUCUAUGUGUCGUGGGGUUUUUAUUUUUCGUUUCAUACGUAAACUCAAACUCAGAAGAGGUGAAAUUCUACUGGAACAAAAAAAAAAGUAUAAAAGAACUGGAUGCUGAAGUGUUAGUAUUGUGUAAUAUUUAUUGUUUACUACAUUUCAACUGAUCACGCCUUACUCUGGAGUAGAAACGUUCGGGUGACAUCAUUUCCUGUUGUCUUUCAUUAUCACUAAGAGUCUGAUUUCCUGUGUAAAGCAGUGAUGAGUUGUUGUAAGUUAAUAAUGUAUUUUUAUGCACUUUCGGUUAUUUUCUUGGGAGAGAAAACUUUAUUUAGGGAUGCGCCAAUCCGAUAACAAAUAUCGAUAUCAAUACUCCAAUCAGAUGCACUGAUGAAUUUUAGAUACGUGUCAUAAACGAUCGACACUUUUCCUAUAUAUUUAUGCAAAAUAGUUUAGCUAGGAUUGUCAUUUACAUCAUCAUUAGCUGAAAGAGAAGAAUAACAAUCAGGACACACAGCUUUUAAACAGUUUCAUGGUUAUUAAAUGCUAAGUACCUUUGCUAACUGCUCAGGUUAAGAUUAAAAAAUAAUGAAGCGAUUAUCAGAUGAUAGUCAGCGCUCUAAUAUCUAAUAUCAUAUCUUUUUUUUUUGGAUUGUGCAUCCCUGGUUUAAGUAUUCGUUCAUAUUUUUGGUUUACUUCACUUGUUUGUGUGUUUUUUUUAUAUAUAUAUAUAUAUAUAUAUAUAUGAAGCCUUACCUUACCUUGGAAUGAACAAUCCCGUUGACAUCAUUUCCUGUUUGCCGAUUCCUAAUGUUGUAAACAGUGCUGCGUUGUUGUAGUUCGAUAUGCACUUUUAGCUAUUUGCUGGAGAAAAAUAAAAACAAUGUUAUUCACUUUAUCCUGUACAGUACAGUCAGCUUGGACGUUUGUGCCAUUCAUAGCAAACGCCAUCCGUUCAUCGAGACACGUUUGCUGUGUCUUUGCAUAACGGUUGCGUAACGCUAAAGUCGUGACUGAAAGCGAAUGUGCUAAACAAACACACAUCAGACACCGAAUAUGGAGUUAUAGCAGAAUCACCAGAACAUUAAAAAAAAUCCUAAAUUUGUGUAAAAACAUGUAAAGGCUGAAAUUGUACUUAUUUAAAAAAUAUUAGGUUUAAAUUCAUCACUGAUGUUCAGCAAUCAUAUUAAAAAAAAAAAUUCAAGCAGAAAAUUCAUGUUAUAGAAAUUCAGGUGGGAAACAUUUUAAGGGAAAAUAUUCCAGGCAUUCAGGAAAAAAGUAAUUAAAAAAUAAAAAUAAAGUUUUCUGUACCUGGUGUGAUUUCACUGAAUAUUUAUCACAGGUUUUUUGUUGUUGUUGUUGUUGUUGUUUUUGUUGUUUUUUUUCACAACUAUGAAAAUAUAAAUUUUAACCUGCUUAAUUUUUUAAAACACAUUUCACAUUAAAAACUUUCUGGCAUCAUUUGAAAUUUUUUAAACACAUCAAAACAUGAGUUCUGGUGAAUCUGAUUCCACUCCAUAUAAACGUUUUGGGUUGAUCACUACGUUUGGGGUUAGAGAGAAAAAAAAAGGAAAAGAAAAGAAAAAUAGUUUUUAACUGAAAUUUCCUCUUACCCAUGUGUCAUUGCCUUUUAAACCACCAUACUGCAUUACACUGUAGUGUGUACAGGUGUGUGUGUGUGUGUGAUCCCCAAAGACCUGCUGAAUUAGUUGCACUAAGUCCAUUAUUUUCCUUUUCUGACUGAAUGAGAGCGCUGUGUAAAGUAAAGUGUGUCACGUCGGAUCCGCUGUACAGUUCAUUCACGCCUGUAUAAAAGCGUAGUGUUAGGUAACAUCGUUAGCGCUGACAGAAAUGCUAAUCGUCUCCUGAACUGUAAAAAGUGAGUCCUGCUGAAAGCCAUGUGGGAGCGAUCGUCUCCUGAGGUUCAUCUGAAGACGAGAGGAAACGUUGUUAAGUCUCUGUAGCUGUAAUGAUCACGUACAAAAUGUCCGAACCUGUUCGAGUCAAAUAAAAGAAAUAAGCACCA
Molecule: messenger RNA, 11627 nt
Organism: Pangasianodon hypophthalmus (striped catfish)
Lineage: Eukaryota; Metazoa; Chordata; Actinopteri; Siluriformes; Pangasiidae
Gene: myo5aa
Product: myosin VAa
Biological process (GO): actin filament organization; vesicle transport along actin filament
Cellular component (GO): myosin complex; cytoplasm; vesicle
Molecular function (GO): ATP binding; microfilament motor activity; actin filament binding
Source: RefSeq, a predicted model, not a curated record